This is a messenger RNA of Diaporthe batatas, 5200 nucleotides long. Its product is annotated as aminophospholipid-translocating P4-type ATPase DRS2. The record is from RefSeq and is a predicted model, not a curated record. The transcript has 3 exons. Gene Ontology annotation, biological process: intracellular protein transport; endocytic recycling; post-Golgi vesicle-mediated transport. NCBI's taxonomy places the organism in Eukaryota, Fungi, Ascomycota, Sordariomycetes, Diaporthales, Diaporthaceae. Gene Ontology annotation, molecular function: ATP binding; ATP hydrolysis activity; ATPase-coupled intramembrane lipid carrier activity. Gene Ontology annotation, cellular component: plasma membrane. Bases 415 to 4482 code for a protein of 1355 amino acids.
GCCGUCCCUCCUAACGAAAUCAUCGACAAUUUGCUGGCUCUUGCAGUGCCUUGGCCCUGGCUUACUGCCACUCACCUCACAUUACCUCACCUCACCUCAGCUUUGCCCACACGUUGAUCCCUCUCUCUGCCGUUGCACAACUGACCUGUGGUCGUCCCUACCUCUGGCAUCACCGCGAUCCAGGUGCACGCCGCACAACCCGAAACAACCGUUGCCGACCCGUCGCCAGUGCUACCACCAUCACCACCGCCACGGCCAGACCAAACAACCAACCCACCAUCCCUAGAGUGCCAUCAUUACUACCUCAACGGCGCGCCCUCUUUGAUGCCCUCCUUACUGGUUCCUCCCCGCUCCUCCCCGGAUGCCGCCCAACGCCAGUCUGCGCGCUCCUGACUCUAGAAUCGCCCAAUUGCCAUGGCUGGCAAACCUCCUUACGGGGGACCAUCGCAGCACGACGACCUGCUGCUCGACCUCGACGACCAGCCCGUCUACAGCCAGGGCCAGCGCUCUGCCCUGAACGAUGACGACCUCCUCGCCUCUGACGCAUACGACCACGAUGGCGCCCAGCCACGGCCCUCCGUCUCCUACGACGAUUUCGUCGGCGGCGCCCAGCCAUCACAUUCCUCCCUAGCCUCGCCGCAGCUCUCCUCGCCCCCAGACUCCGGGAGGCCCGCCGGCCCAUACACCGACCGCGGGACCAGGCAGUACAGCCAGACCUCCGAGCUUGGCAACUACCAGCGCUACGCCGACGAUGAGAUUGACGACUUCGCCGACGACGGCGCUCACUACUACCAGCACGGGAGCAGCCCCGGCGCGCCGGCCGGCUAUCAAUCGCAGGGCCGGAGCACUGCAAGGAACAGGAACAGCGUGUUGGGUCUCGGCGGCGGCAUAGUAGGCCGCGCAAAGAACAUGCUGGGCAUGGGCCAGGGCUACUCCGAGAUGGACCUCCCGCUCACCGAGCCGGGCGCACAGCGGGCCGGAUCCGCCGCAGGCGCCGACGCGCAUCCCAAGUCGGCCAAGAAGGGCUUCGACAUGGGCAACUUCAAGUUCGGCUUCGGCCGUGGCAAGCCAGACCCCUCGACGCUGGGGCCGCGCAUCAUCCACCUCAACAACCCCCCGGCAAACCAGGCGAACAAGUACGUCGACAACCACGUGUCCACCGCAAAGUACAACGUCGCCACCUUCCUGCCAAAGUUCCUCUUCGAGCAGUUUUCAAAAUACGCAAACGUCUUCUUCCUUUUCACCUCCGGGCUACAACAGAUACCCAACCUCUCACCCACGAACCAAUACACCACCAUAGGACCUCUGAUCGUCGUGCUCCUGAUCUCCGCCGGCAAGGAGCUAGUCGAGGACUACCGGAGGAAGCAGGCCGACAAGACCCUGAACAUGUCCAAGGCCAGGGUGCUGCGCGGGUCCGAGUUCACAGACGCGAAAUGGAUCAAUGUGGCGGUUGGCGACAUCGUCCGGGUCGAGUCCGAGGAGUCAUUCCCCGCCGAUCUUGUGCUGCUUGCCAGUUCCGAGCCCGAGGGCCUCUGCUACAUCGAAACCGCGAACCUCGACGGGGAGACCAACCUGAAGAUCAAGCAGGGUCUGCCCGAGACCGCCGCCCUGGUCAGCUCGAGCGACCUCGGCCGGCUCGGGGGCAAGAUCAAGUCUGAGCAGCCCAACAGCAGCUUAUAUACGUACGAGGCGACGAUGACGAUGCAGGCGGGUGCCGGGGAGAAGGAGCUGGCCCUGAACCCGGAGCAGCUGCUCUUGCGUGGCGCGACGCUGCGAAACACCCCGUGGAUCCACGGUGUUGUCGUCUUUACCGGCCACGAGACGAAACUGAUGCGUAACGCGAAUGCUGCCCCGAUCAAGAGGACCAAGGUCGAGAAGCAGAUGAACCUGUUGGUGCUGAUGCUCGUCGGCACCCUUCUUAUCCUCAGCAUUGUGUGUACCGUCGGUGAUCUCAUCAUGCGCAGUGUCGAGGGCAGCGCUUUCGGGUAUCUCGAGUUGACUCCUCUGACAAGUGCCGGCCUGGUCGCGAGACAAUUCGCCCAGGAUAUGGUUACCUACUGGGUUCUCUUCUCUGCGCUUGUGCCCAUCUCCUUGUUCGUCACGGUCGAAAUGGUCAAGUACUGGCAUGGAAUCCUCAUCAACGACGACCUCGACAUGUAUUAUGACAAGAAUGACACCCCCGCCAAUUGUCGGACUUCUAGUCUGGUGGAAGAACUGGGGAUGGUCGAAUAUGUGUUCUCGGACAAGACGGGCACGCUGACCUGCAAUAUGAUGGAGUUCAAGCAGUGCUCGAUUGCCGGUGUCAUGUACUCGGAGGACGUACCAGAGGACAGGCGGGCUACCGUACAGGAUGGUGCCGAGGUUGGUAUUCACGAUUUUGCGCGACUCCGCGAAAACACGACCUCGCACGAGACGGCACCUGUCAUCGAGCAUUUCCUGGCUUUGCUGUCCACCUGUCAUACCGUUAUCCCCGAGAACGACGGCGCGGGCAACAUCAAAUACCAGGCUGCGUCGCCUGACGAGGGUGCGCUGGUCGAAGGUGCAGCCUUGCUUGGGUACAAGUUCACUGCCCGCAAGCCGCGCUCCGUCAUCAUCGAGGCGGGCGGCCAGAGUUACGAGUACGAGCUUCUCGCCGUCCUCGAGUUCAACUCGACAAGAAAGAGGAUGUCAACAAUCUUCCGGUGUCCCGACGGCAAGAUCCGCUGCUACUGCAAGGGUGCAGAUACCGUCAUCCUGGAGCGGCUGAACGACAACAACCCGCAUGUGGAAGCGACACUCCAGCACCUAGAGGAGUAUGCCUCAGAGGGCCUGCGGACCCUCUGUCUCUCCAUGCGGGAGAUCCCCGAGCAGGAGUUUCAAGAGUGGUAUGGCAUCUUCGACAAGGCGUCCACGACCGUGGGCGGAAACCGUGCCGACGAGCUGGACAAGGCGGCAGAGCUCAUCGAGAAGGACUUUUUCCUCCUGGGGGCGACCGCUAUUGAGGACCGGCUGCAAGACGGAGUCCCCGAGACCAUCCACACCCUCCAGCAGGCAGGCAUCAAAGUCUGGGUCCUGACGGGCGACAGGCAGGAGACUGCCAUCAACAUUGGCAUGAGUUGCAAGCUCCUUAGCGAGGACAUGAUGCUGCUCAUCGUCAACGAGGAGUCUGCCGCCGCGACCCGGGACAACCUCCAGAAGAAGAUUGAAGCCAUCAGGACUCAAGGCGACGGGACGAUCGAGACGGAGACAUUGGCCCUCAUCAUUGACGGAAAGUCGCUCACCUACGCUCUCGAGAAGGACAUGGAGAAGCUGUUCUUGGACCUGGCUGUUAUGUGCAAAGCCGUCAUCUGCUGCCGUGUCUCGCCCCUACAGAAAGCCCUCGUCGUCAAGGUGGUCAAGAAGUAUCAGAAGCAAGCCAUCACCCUCGCUAUCGGCGACGGUGCCAACGAUGUCUCCAUGAUUCAAGCGGCACACAUCGGCGUCGGUAUCAGCGGUCUGGAAGGUCUCCAAGCAGCGCGAAGCGCAGAUGUGUCAAUAGCCCAGUUCCGGUUCCUCCGCAAGCUGCUCCUGGUGCACGGCGCAUGGAGCUACCACCGCGUGAGCAAGACGAUCUUGUUCUCGUUCUACAAGAACAUCACGCUGUACCUGACGCAAUUCUGGUACACAUUCCAGAACGUAUUCUCAGGUGCCAUCAUCUACGAGUCCUGGACACUGUCCCUCUACAACGUCUUCUUCACCGUCCUGCCCCCCUUGGCCAUGGGUAUUCUGGAUCAGUUCGUCUCUGCCCGACUACUCGACCGUUAUCCUCAGCUUUACAACCUGGGCCAGAGCAACCAGUUCUUCCGCCUGCGGGUGUUCGUCUCGUGGAUCGCCAAUGCCGUCUACCACUCCCUCAUCCUUUACAUCUUCGGCGUCCUCCUCUGGCCAUGGGACCUGGUGCAGGGCGACGGCAAGCUGGCCGGCCACUGGGUGUGGGGCACGGGGAUGUACGGCGCGGUCCUUCUCACCGUGCUGGGCAAAGCUGGACUCGUGACAAACAACUGGACAAAGUACCACGUAAUAGCAAUACCUGGUUCGAUGGCCUUUUGGAUUGCCUUCAUCGCGGCCUAUGCGACCGUGGCACCCAUGGUCAGGGUAUCGGAGGAGUAUUUCGGCACAGUGCCGCGGAUAUUCACGAGCCCUAUCUUCUGGCUGCAGAUACUGGUCCUGCCGGUGCUGUGCCUGCUACGCGAUGUAGGAUACAAGUAUGCGAAGCGCAUGUACAAGCCGCAGAACUAUCACCACAUCCAGGAGAUCCAGAAGUACAACAUCCAGGACUACAGACCAAGGAUGGAGCAAUUCCAAAAGGCUAUCCGCAAGGUACGACAGGUACAGCGGAUGCGCAAGCAGAGAGGCUACGCCUUCUCGCAGGCGGACGAGUCUCAGACGCGCGUGCUCCAGGCGUACGACACGACGCAGAACAGAGGAAGGUACGGAGAGAUGGCCUCGUCACGGCCACAUUAGAGAGGCGAAAUGGGGUUGUAAUGAUAGAGAUGGGGGUUGUGAACAUGAACGGAGGAGGAAGAGGAGAAAGAAGAAGAUGGUGGGAGGGAGAGAGGGAGGAGCACACAAAGCUGCGAGCAACGAAGUGCAAAUUACCUGCUGUUGUGUUUCUCCUCUUGCCUGUCUCUUCCCAACCCAGCCCUUUUUCGGUUAUAAUGUACACUUGCAUGAUGAUGACGAGAUUUGGGGUCCGGGCCAGCCAACCACCAACCAAGCAUGCGUGGUUGCGGAUCCUGAUGUUACGACAACACAACACAACACAAACCAAACCAAACAUAUACAUACAUAUCCAAAACACAGCGGCCCAUUGUGGGCAAGAGGGCUUUCCUAUUCUUCAUGGGUGCGGAGGUGUGGCGGUCUGGCUGUUCCUGGCUGUGUGAAGUGAUUCAGGACUGGUGUGGUGUGGUGAUUCCUUUCGCCGUGCUCGUUCAUCGCUGGGAUGCUCUCGGCCCUGGUCACCCACCGUAUUACCUCUUGCCUUUGUGUUUUUGUUUUUUCCGUUUCUUGAUUCAUCAUUGGGAUACUCUGGGUUGUGUUGAUUUCUUGUUUUAUUCCCCCAUGGGAGAGGGUAGGCAGGCGUACAGGGUAGGGGCUAUGUUGAAGAAAAAUCUUAUCUUCUACCUUGCUUUUUAUGCGGGCAUUUUUGUGGCGUGCUUGUUGGUUUGUGGGUGCAUUGGGG